UCUGAAGGCGCAAGAUGACCGAGACGGAGCCGACGGCCAAGGAGCUGCGAGCGGCGCUGCAGGGCUGCAUGGUCCAGCGCCAAACCACCUUUUGCGUUGGCGGCGUCCUCGGCGGCAUGCCCAUCAGCAUGUACAAGCGCAGCCUGUACCCGUUCGCGAUCCUUGGCGUCCUCGGCUCGUUCGUCGACUACUCGUACCCGUACGACAAGAGCUGCGUCGAGAUCAACGAAAAGUACCAACUCGCGCUCGCCCGCGAAGGCCCCACGCAAUAAGACGCGAUAAGAUGCAUGUAGAGCUCGACGAUAUAUGCUUCCUGCGACUGGUUGUUAGACACGGUUCAUGCCCAUGAGACUGUCGUUGAAGCGCUUCUUGUCGGCGAGCCGCUUCUCGCGCAGCUGGAGCACCGUGACG
Saprolegnia parasitica CBS 223.65 is the source of this 411-nucleotide messenger RNA. RefSeq lists its product as hypothetical. Lineage: Eukaryota; Oomycota; Saprolegniomycetes; Saprolegniales; Saprolegniaceae. The transcript is spliced from 3 exons. The record is from RefSeq and is a predicted model, not a curated record. Bases 15 to 272 code for a protein of 85 amino acids.